Molecule: messenger RNA, 1083 nt
Organism: Mirounga angustirostris (Northern elephant seal)
Lineage: Eukaryota; Metazoa; Chordata; Mammalia; Carnivora; Phocidae
Gene: NINJ1
Product: ninjurin 1
Exons: 4
Coding region: 86-541 (151 amino acids)
Biological process (GO): cell adhesion; tissue regeneration
Cellular component (GO): membrane
Source: RefSeq, a predicted model, not a curated record
CCGGGGGCGGGCGCGCCGCCGAGUCCCCGCGACCCAGGCCGGGCGGCGCUCAGGCCCCGAGUGAGGCGGCUCUGGCGGCCGCGUGAUGGAGUCGGGCCCCGAGGAGUACGAGCUUAACGGCGGCCUGCGCCCUGGCCCGCCCGGCUCCCCGGACGCCUCGCCAUCCCGCUGGGGCCGGAACCGGCCCAUCAACGUGAACCAUUACGCCAACAAGAAGAGCGCAGCUGAGAGCAUGCUGGACAUCGCCCUGCUGAUGGCCAACGCCUCCCAACUGAAGGCCGUCAUCGAGCAGGGCCCCGCCUUCGCCUUCUUCGUCCCCCUGGUGGUCCUCAUCUCCAUCUCCCUCGUGCUGCAGAUUGGCGUGGGCGUGCUGCUCAUUUUCCUUGUCAGGUACGACCUCAACAAUCCUGCCAAGCAUGCCAAGCUGGACUUCCUCAACAACCUGGCCACCGGCCUGGUUUUCAUCAUUGUCGUGGUCAAUAUCUUCAUCACUGCCUUCGGCGUCCAGAAGCCCAUGAUGGACGUAGCUCCGCGGCAGUAGGGUUCAGAUGUCCCCGGAUCGCACCCGGCCACAGCCACCCAGAUCCCGGAGCCACCUCCCCCUCGAGGCCCACCUUCCUAUGGGGGGCACUCCCGGCAACCGCUAGAGCCCAGGCGGGCCCCACUAGACUGUGUCCUGGGACGAGCCGCCCGUGGCUAGGCCACCCCAGGCCAACGCGGGCCCUGCUCUGUCCUCGGCUGCCCCUCCUCCCGGAGCGUGGCCCAGGGGACAGAAGUGGGGAAGGGUCGUGGCCACCCGGACACGCAGCAGCCCAAGGAUGGGAGCGAGGGGCCCCUGUCGGCCUUGGUCCCAGGACGUAUCCAGAGGGACAAGGAGACCCCUACCUCUACCAGCACAACGAGCAUCUGGGCUUCGCGGCCCCACGCUGGGGGCCCGGGGCGUCUGUGCUUCCCGACCCAGGACGCGGGACUGCUGGCCCCAGCUGGCCACAGGCCCUGCGCGCACCUCCCACCAGCAGGGCCCCGAGCCCCCACAUUUCUAAGCACCGACGACCAAUAAAGCUGACGCGCCUCCUCCCCUCA